Molecule: messenger RNA, 2169 nt
Organism: Closterium sp. Naga37s-1
Lineage: Eukaryota; Viridiplantae; Streptophyta; Zygnematophyceae; Desmidiales; Closteriaceae
Source: the annotation of a GenBank genome assembly
AUGCCGUCGCAUUUAGCGGCGUCGCUUCGCUGCUUGCACGCCGCUCCUUCCGCUCCCCACCUCCCUUCCCUCCCCUCUCUUGCUUCUUCCGCAUUUCCACGUCACUCAGUGUUUCCCUUAGUGCAUCCCCGCAAUGCACGCCGCAACCCGCGCUUCUCGUCUAGGCGCCAAUCCGCGCGGGUCGUGCGCGCGAGGGCGAGCGGGGCGCUUCCAGCCGACGUGGACGCGAUAAUAGCGAGGGGGCGGGAGGCGGGCGCGUUUGUGGAACACAGCGCGUGCGUGGUGCCGGGCGCCACUGACGGCCCGUUGCGUGGGCUGACGUUUGCCGUCAAGGACAUGUACGACGUGCGUGGGGGGGCAAGGGGAAGGUGGGGGGCAAUGGUGGCGGGCGUGCCAACGGGCUUCGGCAACCCCACGUGGCUCGCCACGCAUGACGUCCCGCAGGCCACCGCCCCCGUCGUGCAGGCGCUGAUAGAAGCGGGCGCCAGCGUGGUGGGCAAGGCGGCCAUGGACGAGCUGGCAUUCUCGCUGGCGGGGGAGAACGCGCACUACGGCACACCCCUCAACCCAAAAGCUCCUCUCCGCAUCCCCGGCGGCUCCUCCUCCGGCUCUGCUGCUGCGGUGGCAGCCGGCCUAGUGGACUUUGCUCUAGGCAGUGACACAGCGGGGUCGGUGCGCAUACCGGCCAACCACUGCGGGGUGUGGGGCAUCCGCUCCUCCCACGCCCGCCUGCCCCUCACAGGCGCGCAGCCGCUGCAGCCGUCCAUGGACGCCGGUGAGAGGGGCAGCGUGCAUGUGGGUAACUGGGGCAAUUGCUCCAGUUACACACUCGCUCUUGCACAUCCUCCCUUCCCCGCCCUCUUCAUCCCCACAUUCCCUCUGACCCCCUCUGCUUCUCUCCCCCCUCACCACACCACAGUGGGCUGGUUUUCUCGCGAUGCCACUGUUCUCCAACAGGUUGGCUCCACGCUCUUCCACAGCCCCUCCCUCGCCCCCUCCUCCUCUUCCUCUUCCUCCACCUCAUCCGCCUCCUCCUCCCUCCGCCCCUUCACCGGCUGGCUGGUGGCGGAGGACGCGUUUGAGCUAGCAGACAAAGAUGCCGCCCGCGCAAUCUACGACAAGAUCGCACCACAUAUAGACGAGAUCGCAGCAGUGGUGGGCGGGCGGCCACAGGAGAUGCGGGUGGCGGGGGAUGAGGGCAGCGAGGUGGGGGGCGUGCACGAGUGGGUGGAGGCCAUGCGCGUGUUGCAGGUGAGGCGUGGGGUGGUGCAACGAGGUGCAGGUGCGGCAUGGCCCAUCCUCACACGUAUGCCCCUCCGCCUUCCCCCCCUCGCCCCUUCCCCCCCUCGCCCCUUCCCCCACUUCCCAUUCUCCCCCCCACCAGCUGGUGGACGCAUGGCAGGGCUACGCUACGGGCAGUGGAUCACAGCUCACCAACACCCCGCCUUCUGUGGCGUCCCAAAACUCAACCUCCCUUCUUCUCGCAUGUUCCUCUUCUCUCCUCUUUUCUUCCCCCCCCCACAUCCCCACAGCUGGUGGACACAUGGCAGUGCUACAGGCAGUGGAUCACGGCUCACCACCCCGCCGUCCGAGACGUCCCAAAACUCAAACUCCCUCCUCUCACGCUCCACUCCUCAUCCCCUUGUUCUCCCCCAAUCCCCCCAGUUAAUGGAGGCGUGGCAGUGCCACGGGCAGUGGGUCACGGCGCACCGCCCUGCCUUUGGCCCCGGAGUGGCGCAGCGCUUCCAGGCUGCCAACGCUGUGGACCCUCAGGGGGAGGCGGUGGCGCACGCACAGGAGAAGCGAGCCAGGUUCACAUCGCAUGUGGAGAACCUCGUUGCGGGCGGCAAACUGCUUAUGCUGCCGGCCGCCCCCAGCAUAGCGCCGCUGAAGGCCGCCCCGCCUGCUGACGUGGACUCCUUCCGCGUGCGCACCCUGGCCCUCACAGUCAUUGGCGGCGCUGCCGGCCUGCCUCAGGUGAAAACAACAGAGGGACUCAGGUGGGGAAAGCAGAGAACGAGAAGACGCAUGCAGGUGAAGGUGACGGUGCCACUGACAACGCUGAAGGGGAGUCCCCUGGGGCUGGGCCUGGUGGCGCCCAGGGGGUGGGACGAGGAGCUGCUCGCCCUUGCCGUGCGCCUGCAGACCAUCCUGGACCUUCCACUGUGA